Pangasianodon hypophthalmus (striped catfish) is the source of this 3343-nucleotide messenger RNA. It is a transcript of the gene cnga4, whose product is annotated as cyclic nucleotide gated channel subunit alpha 4. Gene Ontology annotation, biological process: monoatomic cation transmembrane transport. NCBI's taxonomy places the organism in Eukaryota, Metazoa, Chordata, Actinopteri, Siluriformes, Pangasiidae. The coding region runs from base 146 to 1981 and encodes 611 amino acids. The record is from RefSeq and is a predicted model, not a curated record. The transcript is spliced from 7 exons. Gene Ontology annotation, molecular function: intracellularly cAMP-activated cation channel activity; cGMP binding; protein-containing complex binding. Gene Ontology annotation, cellular component: intracellular cyclic nucleotide activated cation channel complex; plasma membrane.
CACAAACACACACACACACACACACUGACUGGUUUAUGGAUGAAGGAAAAUCAUUACAUGUGUGUUUUUCCGCUAAUAUAAGGAGUCAGGGAUCAUGCCCAACUACUGUUUAUUAACUGUUUAUUAACUACUGUUAAAAGCUACAAUGAAUCGCUGGACUAAACUUCUUAGCUUGCAUCGCACACAAAAAGAUGGUGAAGCACAAGCAGCAAAAGCAGGAGGACAGAAAGAAGAGAAGAAGGAACAGAAAACAAAAGUGAACUGGAGGGACUGGGUGAUUGAUCCCUCUGAAGAGUUUUACUAUGGCUGGUUGCAGGUCAUGAUCUUUCCCAUCAUCUACAACUGGGUUGUUAUUAUCCUCAGGGUCUGUUUUUAUGAAGUUGACCAGACAUUUCAGGCCGUGUGGUACACCUUAGACUACAUCUCUGAUCUGGUCUUUGUGGCUGACAUAUUCAUCAAGGUCCGAACUGGGUUUUUGGAGCAGGGCAGCCUAGUGCGAGAUAUGUCACGGCUAAAAAAACGCUACCUGCACUCCUCUCAGUUCUUGUGGGAUGUGCUGUCACAGCUGCCCACUGAUCUGCUCUAUUUGAAUGAUUUUGUCAAGACUCCUGUGGUGCGGAUAAACCGGUUCCUUCGCUCACCUCGCCUCUCUGAGGCCUUAGACCGCAUGGAGACACGUACCUCCUACCCCAACAUAUUCCGCAUAUCAAAACUAAUGAUCCUCAUCUUUAUCCUCAUCCACUGGAAUGCAUGCCUCUAUUUUGCCCUCUCAAAACAUAUUGGCUUUGGAACUGAUGAGUGGGUCUACCCUGACAUAACAGACAGUGAGUUUAAUUCCACACGCCGUCAGUACUUCUACUCCUUCUGGUUUUCCACUCUGAUCCUCACCACAGUGGGAGACACUCCUCAGCCAUGUCGUGAAGAGGAGUUCCUCUUCAUGAUUGCUGACCUGUUGAUUGCAGUGCUAGUGUUUGCUUCUGUGGUGGGAAGCGUAGGGAAUGUAAUAAUGAACCUGCGUGACAGGGACAAUGUCUUUUUCCCCAAUCACGAGCUGGUAAAAAGCUACUUGCGCAGCCGGCGAAUCAGCAAAGCACUCCACAACCGUGUCAACACCUGGUACCAACAUCUCCAUAUCAACAAGAAGAUCACCCAGGAAAAUGAAAUCCUCCAGCAGCUACCAGUCACACUGCAGACAGCCAUUGCUGUGAGCGUGCACCUACCCACUCUAUCCAAGGUUACCAUCUUCCAGAACUGUGAGAGCAGCCUGCUGGAGGAACUGGUGCUCAAGCUCACCCCACAGGUCUACAGCCCUGGAGAGUAUGUGUGUAGGAAAGGUGAUGUAGGGCAUGAGAUGUACAUCAUUAAAGAGGGGAAGUUGGCUGUGGUGGCAGAUGAUGGUGUCACUCAGUUUGCUGUACUGGGUGAAGGCAACUUCUUUGGAGAGAUCAGCAUCCUCAACAUAAAAGGCAACAAAUCAGGUAAUCGGCGCACAGCCAACAUCUGCAGCAUUGGUUACUCCGACCUUUUCAGCCUGUCCAAGGAGGACCUGACAGAGACUCUGUCUGAGUUCCCAGCUGCCAAGCGCCUUUUGGAGGAAAAGGGACGCCAGAUCCUCACCAAGAUGGGAAUGUUAGAGAUUUCAGAUGAAGGCGAGGAGGAAAAGGAGAAGAUGGAGGACAAAGUGGUGCGCAUCGAUUCUAGCCUGGAGACACUACAGACCAAGUUGGCACGGUUGAUGGUUGAACUGGAAUCUAGCGUCCGCAAGAUGAUGAGUCGUGUGGAGCAGCUGGAACUGCAGACCGAUGGCUGGGAGGGCAUUGUGGCAGAGGGGGCUGGGAGCGAAACUGAGGAUGACCCCGAGAGAAUGAGGGAGGUUGGGGAUGGUGAGGGAGAGCAAGAGGAGGAACCACAAGGAGAGAGGGGUGAGGGGGAUGGAGGGGAGGAAGAUAAGGUUAAGGAGAAAGAGGUAAAACAGAAGUGAGGAUAGCAAUAUACUGAGGAAAAUGAAAAGAAGACAUGUAUUAAGACAGGCAGAUAGAAGCAGGAUAAAAUAUAUAAAUUAUUUACUGGCUAUUUCACCAGAUGAUGUCAAGUCAAUAGAUUAGAAAAGAGGAAUGUCCCACAAGAAAAUUGACACUUCCUCUGUUGAGAUCCAAGACACUUACUGAUGUUAUACAGAUAAAGCAAAACAGUGCAGCUACAAAGCUUCUCAUUAUGAUGCUUAAAAUAUCCUGCCAAAUGUAUCCACCUCUAUUCAACACAAGGUGGCAGCAGCUGAGCAUGAGCGCACAGGCAGUGACAUUCAAGUCAUGAUACAGAUAAUUCCCUCUUGAGUAAGUGCAGUUGAUAUGACCUGUGAAUUGGCACUAUACUGUAAAGUCACUAUGUGUGAAUGCACUAAGUACCAUGUCAGCAUAAUCUAAAGACCUAAUUAGAUUACAGUGUCAGAUUAAUCUUAAACCUAAUUAACUGCACUAGUGUCUUAAAAUGACUGUGGAUUUUUUUUUUUUGCCGAUUCCCUAGAAUUCUCUUUUAAACAUCAAUCUGAUAAAGUAAGUCCAGUGCAAAGAAAAACAGAAAACAAUUAAAUAUUGAAAAACCUUUUUAUGUUAAUAAAAAUGGUCAAAUGUUUGGAAAUUUGAUGCAGAUCCUAUCCCAGGAACAAUGGGAGCAAGGCAGAGAUCACCCGGCAGGUGACGACAUAAUAUAAUUGCAAACACAAACAUGACACUGACUGUGUCAUGCUUGUGUUUGACUGCAAUAGUCAAUAUUUUUUCAAUAUUUUUCAUUUCUUACUAGUAUGAAUUAUGUGGAAAAUUAUGUAGAAAUGUUUAAAAAAAAAGUUUAAGCCAUUGUCUCAGAACAUGUGUAUUAUCUAUGUUUGAAUCUAUGAAAUGUUUGUUUAUAUUAGAAUUGGCCUCUUGUCAGUCAUUUUAUAGACCCCCUCCCCCCCCCAACCCUCUUCACAACCUCCUAAAUCAUUAUGAGGAGAAGUUGCAUGUUUAUACUGUUGUAAACUUGUCUGUCAAGCAGUAGAUUAUUUGAGUGAGCUUGAAAGUGAUAUCUUGACAGUUCUUGCUACUGGUAAUUCUAGUUAGCAUGGUAACUCUAUUUGAACCACUGUAAGUGUGGGGGCGGGGCUUUGUGUACAUGGGUGGAAAUAGGGGUGGGCUCAAUGAGUCAGAAAAAUCUUGCAAAUCUUAUUCAACUCCACCCAUUUUACACUCAAUGUUUUUUUUUGUUUGUUUGUUGUUUGCACCAUUCUGUGUAGAGACUGUUGUCACAUGAUUGGCUGAUUGGAUGACUGCAUAAAUGAGCAGGUGUACAGGUAUUCCUAUUAAAG